AUGUCCGGUGGCAAAGGUAAAGCAGGUUCCUCUGAGAAAGCAUCCACUUCCAGAUCCGCUAAGGCUGGUUUGACCUUCCCAGUGGGAAGAGUCCACAGAUUGUUGAGAAAGGGUAACUACGCCCAGAGAGUCGGUUCCGGUGCCCCAGUGUACUUGACCUCUGUGUUGGAGUACUUGGCUGCCGAAAUCUUGGAGUUGGCUGGUAACGCUGCCAGAGACAACAAGAAGUCGAGAAUCAUCCCAAGACACUUGCAGUUGGCCAUCAGAAACGAUGAGGAGUUGAACAAGUUGUUGGGCCAUGUCACCAUUGCCCAGGGUGGUGUGUUGCCAAACAUCCACCAGUCGUUGUUGCCAACCAAGAAGGCUACCUCGAAUGCUUCCCAAGAGUUGUAA
This is a messenger RNA of Candidozyma auris, 393 nucleotides long. It is a transcript of the gene HTA2, whose product is annotated as histone H2A. NCBI's taxonomy places the organism in Eukaryota, Fungi, Ascomycota, Pichiomycetes, Serinales, Metschnikowiaceae. Gene Ontology annotation, molecular function: DNA binding; protein heterodimerization activity; structural constituent of chromatin. Gene Ontology annotation, cellular component: nucleosome. The transcript has a single exon. The coding region runs from base 1 to 393 and encodes 130 amino acids. The record is from RefSeq and is a predicted model, not a curated record.